Molecule: messenger RNA, 6595 nt
Organism: Bufo gargarizans (Asiatic toad)
Lineage: Eukaryota; Metazoa; Chordata; Amphibia; Anura; Bufonidae
Gene: SFXN5
Product: sideroflexin 5
Exons: 14
Coding region: 44-1108 (354 amino acids)
Biological process (GO): citrate transport; mitochondrial transmembrane transport; monoatomic ion transport
Cellular component (GO): mitochondrial inner membrane
Molecular function (GO): citrate transmembrane transporter activity; monoatomic ion transmembrane transporter activity
Source: RefSeq, a predicted model, not a curated record
CGCUCCUCCUGUUUGGUUAGGGAGCAGCGCCUGCAGCCUGGAGAUGAGGGCAGGAGGAGCAGGGGACUCCCCGGCAGCACUACAACUCCCGGCAGCCGCCGCGGCGGGAGAGACCACUGCACCGCGGCGACUGGACAUGGCGGCCGAGGCUCCCGCCUUCGUCCUGGGGAGACCGCGCUUCGAGCAGAACACGUUCUACGGACGAUUCCGCCACUUCCUGGACAUCAUUGACCCGCGCACGCUCUUCAUCACUGAGAGUCGCCUUAAGGAGGCCGUGCAGCUGCUGGAAGAUUACAAGCAUGGAACGCUGCCCCCUGGAGUCUCGAAUGCAGAACUCUGGGCGGCUCAGAAGAUAAAGCAGGCAAUCAUCCACCCGGAUACAAAUGAGAAGAUUUUCAUGCCUUUCCGAAUGUCAGGUUAUAUCCCCUUUGGGACCCCCAUAGUUGUGGGUCUUCUGCUGCCAAAUCAGACCCUGACAUCUACAGUCUUCUGGCAGUGGUUGAAUCAGAGUCACAACGCAGGCGUCAACUAUGCAAAUCGCAACGCGAGCAAGCCUUCUCCCACAUCCAAGUUCAUUCUGGGAUACACUGGAGCUGUCGUCAGCGCGGUCUCUAUCGCAGUCGGCCUUAAUUCUCUGGUUCAGAGGGCAAAUAAAUUUUCUCCUUCUACCAGACUCUUCAUCCAGCGAUUUGUGCCAUUUCCAGCUGUUGCCAGUGCCAAUAUUUGCAAUGUGGUCUUAAUGAGACACAGCGAGCUGGAGGAGGGCAUCGACGUGCUGGACAGCAGCGGGCAGACGGUCGGCUCCUCGAGAAUAGCUGCCAAACACGCUCUGCUAGAGACAGCUCUCACCAGAGUGGUGCUCCCCAUGCCUAUCCUCGUUCUACCUCCCAUUAUAAUGUCUGGACUUGAAAAGACAUUGUUGCUGCGAACAUAUCCAAGACUGACCCUCCCCGUGCAUAGCCUUGUGUGCCUUGCUGCCUUUGGACUGGCUCUCCCUUUAGCCAUCAGUCUCUUCCCCCAGAUGUCUGAGAUUGAGACCUCACAACUGGAGCCAGAAAUUGCGAUGAACACCACCUCUCGGACGGUGGUCUACAACAAAGGAUUGUAAGCCAAAUUUGGUCACCUCAGCACCGAGCAAUGAAGAAAAGUCUCCCUUUCCCCGUCACUUACCACAGAGCAAGGAACAGACGAACACCUGAACUCUCCCUCGUUCCCGACAGCUGGGGAAAAUUAACACAUUUAUAGAACUAUCAACUCUCCGAGGUAGAAGAGUUACUGGAUUCAUGUCUUACUGUUGCUAAGGGGGACUAGAAAUAGCACAAUAAUGUGGUACCAAUAAUUUUUUUUAAAAGCCAUUAGAUUACAAAAAAAUAUAUUAAAGAAAAAAUAAUUCCAUAAGAUCACAAUCACUGCAUGAAAAGGGAAUGAUUCAUCCAAUUAGCCUGCGUAACGUCACCCAGAUCAGCGUCAUUAACACACGUCACCUCUAGAAGAUGAAUCUUGAUGAUGCCGCUAGACCAAGUUCGAUAGCUAACGCCAAGCCUGACUAUACAACACAAAAAUUAGAAGGAAAAAAAUGUAGUUCCACAUCCAGCACCAGCGUGACGUUACACCAUAGACUCUGACACUUAUGUAGGACGUCUUAUACAGUAUGCCUUAGUUGGCGAGUUCCGCGUGGCUCAUACUAACGGUAUGUGAAGCGUAUUCCAUAGAACUUAGGUUUAGAUACAUUGUGAGUUAUAACUUGAGUUCAUAGCUGAAAUUUACAGUUUCGUCACUUACCGUAACUUGCGUUCAAGAUCUGUAUUUUCAGUACGUGACUACUUGUUUCCGUGGUGCCAUUAGGUAUGUUGACAAUCUGGGCAGGAACAAUUAAUACAAAGUCUAAAGCUGGUCAUACACAUUUGGUGGACGUUGGCCGAGCCCACCAAUUUUGGCAAAAAAACAGACAACUAUUGUUGUGUCUAGGUUCUCCACCAAUUGGACAAAUCAGGGGGGAAGAAAAACGUUGACAAUUUAGAUGGAGCAAUCAUCGGUACGGCACUUGACUAGCCAAUUCGUAGUGCAGUCAUUUGGCAAAUACAGUUUGAAAGAUGCCUUUUCCUUGUUUGUUGACUGAUCACUGGACAUGGUUUUUCGAAAGCGUAAUCGAUUGCCUGAUCGUCAAGCCGUGUAAAAAGGCCUUAAGUUCUUGUGGGAGAUAAGCCAUUGCCAAAGAAGUUUGGCAAUGGCUUAUUCCCAUCGAAAACACAUGCUCACUCGGCCAAGCCCAGUUCGCAUGUGUACGAGGGGGGAGGAAGAAAUGCUAUUGGCCAAACAAACAUUCAGCUGUCGAGGGGGUCUGGGCACCUUAAAACAACCACACCAGAUCCAGUUAAUAUUAGUGGCAUCUGUUGUUAAUCUUACAUGCAUGACCACAGCAGACCUCAGAUUAUCAGUAGAUGUCACCAGAAUUAGCAGAUAAAUAUCUCAUGUCUAUGGCCAGCUUUGCAAUAGAAUAAAAUCUAUUGGACAUACAGCAGAAGAGUGAAGGGGGAGGUCCGCAGGCAUGGAAACCAGUUAUGGGAUUCUUUCUACAUCUAAAGGAGGGCCAUACACAAUAGAAGUGUAACAUCGAAUGAUCAUUUUAGCUGGUCAACGUCUGAAAACAAUUCAACCAUGUUUAGAACAACUCCAAUGGCCAGUAUGGUCCCUAAGGAAGUAAACAAGAAAGAAUCUAUAAUGAACCGUAUGGCAGAUAUUGUCUGGAGAGCGAAUUGUAGUGCUAUAGUAGCAGAACAUUGGAUAUAGAGUCAUAACAGGCGAAUGGUGGACCCCUUCUGCUGUAGAUGUAACAGUGUGGUCUCUUCAUUGCUAGCUUUAGUUGAAAAUGCAGGAAGAUGUAAGUUAAGCUCCAUUUAUUAACUUUUUUCUGUCUGGUACACAUAUCUCACCUUUAUUAAUAUACCUCAAUAUACUAGAUCUCAUAAGCUGGAGGUCAUCUUACUUAAUCAGGUUUGAUUGUUAUGUGUCUAACCAUCUCUCACUUGGUGACAUCUUACUUGACUUGAUACUACCAGGCUGGAUUACUGGAGACCUCACUUGGGCAAAUCUAAUUAUAUUUCACUAAAAAGAUCGUUACUCAUCCAGAUGGUCAUUGUUUCUUCAGAUUACAAUGGAAGAGAUCUCUUCAAUUCCAUAUGGUCAGUAAUUCUUCAUAUUACGCCCGCUGAGAUCCUUUCACAUCUAGAUGGUCAUUGUUUCUUCAGAUUACAUUGGAUGAGAUCUCUUCACAUCUAUAUUGGCACUGAUUCUUCACAUAUGUCAGUUGAGAUCCCUUCACAUCUAGAUGGUCAUUGUUUCUUCAGAUUACAUUGGAUGAGAUCUCUUCACAUCUAGAUGGUCAGUGUUUCUUCAUAUUCCACUGGACAAGAUCUCUUUACAUUGUUUACUCAUUGGUCAAUGUUUACUCAUAUUAACCUGUAAGAGAUGUCUUCAUAUUAGAUGGUCAAAGUUUCCUUAUACUACACUGGAUGACAGUCUAGAUCGUCAGUUUCUUCAUAUUACACUGGACAAGAUCUCUUCACAUCUACAUGGUCAGUGUUUCUUCAUAUUACAGAGGACGAGAUCUAUUCACAUCUAGAUGGUCAGUGUUUCUUCAUAUUACAGAGGACGAGAUCUAUUCACAUCUAGAUGGUCAGUGUUUCUUCAUAUUACACUGGACAAGAUCUCGAUGGCCAAUGGUUCCUCAUACUACUUGGAGACUUCCUCACAUAUAUCCUCCUUCAAAUUCUCUGUGGAUUUCGUUUACAUUAUGUUGGCGUCCACUCUAUCAGUUUUAAGAGAUUCUGAUUUGAUAAAUGCUGAUCCCAGGGGACCUAUUUUAGGGCUUUGGCUUUAGGAGAAGUAGCAGAGCUGCUAAAACUUGAUAAACAGUAAUAUAAGUAGAUGUCUAUUACACAUAAUCUCCUAACCCAACUUUUAGUGUUGCUCAUUUUCCCUAUGUUCUGAAGAAAAUCUUUUAUAUGGUGUGUAUGCACUAACCACAUUUUCUUGUGCAGUCAUUGGUCAUCCACCAGUCAUAAGUUGGGUUGAGAACAACUUUUGAAGAAAGUUAAGUGCUGUAUUUCUCAUGUUUCACUGACUGAUUGAAUUCCAAUGACAUUCUGUUUUGUGUUGAUUUUAUCAAGUGACAGAUGAUGUGACGAUGAGAGGAGGCUUGAUUUUUAACUGUCUUACAAAUUAAUUAUGAUAAUUGAGAAAUAGCGCUUGGUGGGUAAACUGUGAAUGCAAUGGUUAUAGUGAUGCAAGAUACAUUGCUAAUUUAUCUAGAUCAAAGUGAUGAAAGACAAUCUUCUAUAUGGGAACAUUUAAGGUAUUAGAUACAUUCUGGCCAAUUACAAUGAAACUGGAUGUUCUACUAAUGUUCUGCUUCCCCUACCCAUGAAAGUCGGACAGUAAGGAGGAAUUCGUGUCGGCCAUUCUAAGGAGUAUGGCUAUUUUCAAAGUGGGGUAGUUGGCCAACUGAGAAACAAUGACCAUUGGUGGCAGGUCCACAAACCUUGGUACAUUUUCCCAGUGAUCUGUCAACAUUGCCAGGGCAUAACACCAUAGCAUGAAUUUAUCACAAAGCUCCAACCAUUUUCUGAAAUUUCAAGCAUAUUGCCACAGUGUAGUAUUAGUAUUGCCAUGUUCUGUCCUGUUGUGUUCAUGGAUGUCAUCCAAAAGCUUAAAAGUUUCUAUAAACAUUUUAUAUCACUAAUGGAUCAGGAUCAUAAGACAGUGAGAAGACUAUGAAAUUGGGUUCUGUUCGAAGGUCUCUACCAGAGUUGUAGAGCCAGAAGUGUUUUAAUGUAGGAGAAGUAAUUGGUUCCCAAAAGAUAUAAGCAAUGACGGCUUUGUGCACAUUCCAUUAAUUGCUAAUUAAUUAUUCUGCCCUGUUUAAUGAGGCAGGAGAGUCUGAAAACAAGAGCUCUCCACCCCACCACACCACCACUUAUUGUAGGACAGGGAAUUGAGUGUAGCUGGUAAUGACAUUACACCCAUGCUAUAUAAUUAGAGAACAGACCAAUGAACCACAAGUAAUUGAUUCUUAGUACAUUAAUUAAUGGAAAAAAAUGAAGAAGAGGGCAAGUGAUAUGUGAUUAUGAUAAUACAAGGUCAUGUUACAUCAUACAGCAGGGCAGCCCUCAUCCUUCGGGAGCUUAGAGGGAUCUGUAGUACAAUGGGUGGUUUUAUUCCGAACUGUCAGCCUUCCCAAUUUUUAGAUAACUCCGCCUAAAACUGGCCAAACCCAUAUGGAUAAAAUACUAGUGCUCCCACAUCACCUGGGAUCAUGCGCUCUCUUUCCAUAGUCCUCCAGUUUGGUCCAAACUGUAGAACAAUGUCCAAUGACUUCUCCAUUGCCGGUAGAGAAAUGACUGUAUUUGUUUGGUUGUAAGUGUUUCCAGUACCUUUGUUUAGCACAUGUUCCAUUAAGUUUAUACAUAGUUAUUCCCAAUCUCCACUUUGGAGCUAAUUUUUCCAAACUUUGAGAUUGUAGAUGUCUUCACUUGACCUCUAAACCUAAUAAUUGCUAUAUUUCAUCGGAUAGUGUGGUCUGCUGUACUGCAGAACAUCUUGUCCGAUCUUCACUGUUUGUUACACCACAAUGAAUGUCGUAUUUUUAUAAUCUUCUAGAAUUUUAGCCAAAAUCACCUGUUAAGGAUUUAGAUGAGGUGCUGAAAGAAAUAUCACCAAAUCCACUGAGUUCAGUCUGACAGCUGACGACCUAAUGUGUACGAGGGCCUCCUAACUCUCUCCUGAUUGCAGGGGAGAGAAGGAUUGGGCCAUUGGAUAUGCCCUACCCUUGUGUUCUCAGGAAAAUAAGCAACUUCCAAAGGCAAUCUGUCAACAGCUUACUCCAUCUCCAUUGAGAGCUUGGUACACUUAGCCAUGCAUGCAUGGGAGGUUGGGAGAAAUAGCUCACCAGCUAUCUAAAAUGUAUGGCCAACGCUAGACUGGCCCUAAGUACCCUUACAGCACCUGGCCACCUCUGUUGACGUCAUGCUAUAACCAAUGGUGAAUGAAGCCAUGUUCAAUGACAUUUUGAGAUUGUCCUGACUCUUUUCUUCUGCCAAUGCAUGAUGAUAGGUCUCAUGUCACCUUUCAUACUGUGGUACUCCUCCAAAAUUUUUUAGUUUUUUUAAAACAAGGAUAUUUCUUUGAUAUCCCAUUAAGGGGUCAUUAAAGGGGUUGUCUCAUCCUAGACAUUGGUGGCAUAUCACGAGGAUAUGCCAUCAAAGUCAUAUAAGUUUGGGUCCUACUUCUGAGACCUAUAUCUGUAUCUCCAGAAUAGGACCCCCAAAGUGUGCGUAGAGCAGCCACCCUCCACUUCCGAAAAACAGCCGAGCGUGCUUGUGCAGCUUUUUUUGAAACUCAUAGAAAUAAAUAGAGACGGGACCGCACAUGCACAGUGUGUUCUCCUUCACUUUCGGGCACCCGUUCUGGAGAUGGGUGUUGGUAACAUAGUAGUAACAUAGUACAUAAGGCCGAAAAAAGCCCUCUGUCCAUCCAGUUUGGCCUGUCAUCCUGCAAGUUGAUCCAGAGGCAAAAAAAACGGUGAGGUCGAAGCCAA